This is a messenger RNA of Dioszegia hungarica, 2409 nucleotides long. Its product is annotated as glycosyl hydrolases family 31-domain-containing protein. Bases 1 to 2409 code for a protein of 802 amino acids. The transcript has 14 exons. Gene Ontology annotation, biological process: carbohydrate metabolic process. The record is from RefSeq and is a predicted model, not a curated record. Gene Ontology annotation, molecular function: carbohydrate binding; hydrolase activity, hydrolyzing O-glycosyl compounds. Lineage: Eukaryota; Fungi; Basidiomycota; Tremellomycetes; Tremellales; Bulleribasidiaceae.
AUGCGUCUCGCCAGCACCCUGCUGAGUGCGCUGGCGGCUUCUCCAGCUCUCGGACACGCAGUCAACAAAGCCCGAGCCAGAGGAGCCGACCUGUCCAAAGCACCUGGGUACAAGCUGGAAAAGGUCGCGACGACCUCUAGCGGGCUUACUGGAUCGUUGACAUUGACUGGACGGGCUCUGAAUGCCUAUGGUGCGGACAUCAAGCAGCUGGACCUGCUAGUAGAGUACCAGUCGCCCAAUCGUCUGCAUGUCCAUAUCUCCGAUACGGCCAAGAAGCAAUUUCAGAUCCCCUCCUCGACCUUCCCUCGUCCUCCAACCUCGACCGCCGCGCCGUCAGACUCGGACCUCGAAUUCCACAGCACCGACUCUGCCUUCUCCUUCUGGAUCACCCGCCGCUCCACCUCCGAGGUCAUCUUUGACACACGCAACCACCCCUUCGUCUUCUCGGACCAGCUUCUCGAACUGACCACCUCCAUUCCGGACAAGAACGACAUCUAUGGUCCCGGCGAAAUCGUCUCGUCCUCUGGCUUCCGGCGCAACCCUACCAAGGACAAGACGACCAUGUGGAACCGAGACGCCGCGUCGCCGACAGAUGAGAACAUGUACGGCUCCCACCCCUUCUACAUCUCAUCCUCCCCCGGCGGGUCGUUCGGUGUCUUUCUGCUCAACUCGCACGGGAUGGACAUGGUCACUCAGGAUCGGACGAUGAAGUACAAUGUCCUAGGUGGGACGUUUGACUUCUACUUCUUGUCCGGCCCGACCCCGAUGGAUGUGAUCAGGCAGUACUCGGAGGUGGUUGGCAAGCCGGCGAGGAUGCCGUUCUGGGCGUUCGGGUUCCACAUGUGCCGAUGGGGCGGGGACUGGAAGACCCCCGAGGGCGUCAAGGGGGUGAUCCAGAAGAUGAAGGAUGCUGGCGUGCCGUUCGAAACGGUCUGGUCGGACUUGGACUACAUGGAUGGACUGAGAAAUUUUGAAGCCAAACCCGAGUGGAGAGGAGACAAGUACAAGGGCCUCGUCGAUCAGAUCCACAAGAACAAGCAGCACUAUAUCCCCAUUGUCGAUCCCGCUAUCGGGUUCAAGGGGCAGAAUGACAAGUAUCAGCCGCAGGUGUUAUGGCCUGAUUGGGCCGCAAAUGGGACGCAGCAAUGGUGGAAGGAGUCAUUCGACCAUUAUCGGGAGACUGCCAAGUACGACGGGAUCUGGCUCGAUAAGAAUGAGCCGGCAAACCCGCAGAAGGGAAGAGAUAGACCUGGCGGCAAUAUCAACCAGAAGCUCAAUUCUCCUAGAUAUACGAUCCACCAUGGUACACAGCUCUUCUGGGAUGGGACAAUCAGCCCUAGCGCCAAGCUUGCCGACGGAUUCAACCACUACCACGAGCACAACAUCUGGGGAUUUGAACAAAAUUUAGCGACACAUAAGGUCCUGCUGGAGCAGACUCCAGGUGUCCGACCCUUCAUCAUCACCCGAAGUACAUCCGCAGGUAUCGGUCGCGUCUCGGGGCACUGGCUUGGGGAUAACUUUUCAAGCUGGACAUCGAUGAAGCAGUCCAUUCAAGGUGUACUCCAGUUCCAGAUGUUCCAGAUACCCAUGGUAGGCGCCGAUGCGGGUGGAUUCUUGUGGGACUGUACGGAAGAGCUCGCGAAUAGGUGGAUGCAGCUCGCCGCCUUCACGCCGUUCUUCAGGAACCAUAAUGCCGCUGGGACGAAAGACCAAGAACCAUACCGCUGGAAGUCGGUAGCAGAAGCCACCAAGAAGGCUUUGACAGCUCGAUAUCAACUACUGCCGUACUGGGAGACGCUGUUUGCGCAGGCAAGCAAGGAUGGAACACCGCCUGUACGACCCCUUGUGUUCGAAUUUCCUGAGCCACAAUAUGCUGGUGUGGAAGAGCAGUUCCUCGUCGGGCCGAAUCUACUCAUCACGCCUGUACUGAAGGAAGGCGGGAAGUCAGUCAAGGGGUUCUUUCCCAAAGAUGGUGGUGCGUGGCGAGACUGGUUCACCCACAAGGCGCUCAAGGUCGACGACGAGAAUCAAGCCGACAUCCCCACUCCCCUCGGCAAUAUCAACGUACAUAUCCGUCCCGGAUCGAUAUUUCUCAUUCACUCGACCCCAGCCUACAGCCUCACGGACACCCGUACGUCAGAAUACGGGAUCAUCAUCUCGCUCAACGACGUAUGGGCAGCAAAGGGAACGGCAAUUCUCGAUGACGGGCUCAGUACAGAGGGCCCAGAAACAAUCGUCACUUUUGAGGUGGUGGCCGCCUCAAAGACCUUGACUAUCAAGUCAACGGGUGACUAUGCUGGAGCACCGAUGAUGACGGAGGUGACGGUACUGGGUGCGGGAGAGGGGGACGAGGAGAAGGUGAUUACUGGCAAGCUGGACUUGAGCAGGGGCGGGAGCGUCGUAUGGUAA